Penicillium psychrosexuale is the source of this 945-nucleotide messenger RNA. RefSeq names its product class I SAM-dependent methyltransferase. The transcript has 2 exons. Gene Ontology annotation, molecular function: methyltransferase activity. Gene Ontology annotation, biological process: ubiquinone biosynthetic process. Lineage: Eukaryota; Fungi; Ascomycota; Eurotiomycetes; Eurotiales; Aspergillaceae. The record is from RefSeq and is a predicted model, not a curated record. The coding region runs from base 1 to 945 and encodes 314 amino acids.
AUGUCCAGCAUGUCAACUCGCUCCGCCUGGCGAGCUUUGCACUAUAGUGCAAAGCGUCGCGCUUUCCAACCCUCUACUCCCUACCGUUGUUUCUCCUGUGCCAACCGUGUCCAGGAGCAGAAGCCAGAGAAUGACCGCAUGACACACUUCGGCUUCACGAAUGUGCCCGAGGCAGAGAAGGAGAUUCGAGUCGGCGCCGUCUUCAGCUCCGUGGCAGCCUCCUACGACCGCAUGAAUGACCUAAUGUCCCUCGGCAUUCACCGCCUGUGGAAAGACCACUUCGUGCGAUCCCUGAACCCAGGCUCAUGCCUGCCCGCCCUGACCGCCGACCAGCGCGGCUGGAACAUCUUGGACAUCGCCGGCGGGACCGGCGACAUCGCCUUCCGCAUGCUGGACCACGCCACGAACGUCAACCACGACAUGGAAACCCGCGUGACGAUCAGCGACAUCAACGCCGACAUGCUGGCCGAGGGCCGCAAGCGCUCCCUCGACACGCCCUACUACAACACGUCGCGACUGGACUUCGUCGAGGCCAACGCUGAGCACAUGCCGCAUAUCCCCGACGCCUCGGUGGAUCUCUACACUGUUGUUUUCGGAAUCCGGAACUUUACGGAUAAGCAGGCUGCGCUGAAUGAGGCGUAUCGUGUCCUCAAGCCCGGUGGUGUCUUUGCUUGCAUGGAGUUCAGUAAGGUCGAUAACCCGAUUCUGGAUGGCAUUUAUAAGCGUUGGAACUUUGGUGCCAUCCCGCUUAUUGGUCAGGUUGUGGCUGGUGACCGUGAUAGCUAUCAGUAUCUCGUGGAGAGUAUUGAGCGCUUCCCUAGUCAGGAGGAGUUUAGGGGUAUGAUUCAGAAGGCUGGGUUUAUGAUUCCUGGUCAGGGCUUUGAGAACCUCACAGGUGGUAUUGCUGCUAUCCAUAAGGGUAUUAAGCCGAUUGUUAAGGCUUGA